Molecule: messenger RNA, 3359 nt
Organism: Egretta garzetta (little egret)
Lineage: Eukaryota; Metazoa; Chordata; Aves; Pelecaniformes; Ardeidae
Product: DNA-directed RNA polymerases I and III subunit RPAC2
Exons: 5
Coding region: 1170-1451 (93 amino acids)
Biological process (GO): DNA-templated transcription
Cellular component (GO): RNA polymerase III complex; RNA polymerase I complex
Molecular function (GO): DNA-directed RNA polymerase activity; protein dimerization activity
Source: RefSeq, a predicted model, not a curated record
AACAUCGGGCCUCGGGUGGCCUUGCCCGGCAGCGGGCCUCGCCCCCUCUCCCACCCCCGUUUCGGGUUGCUGAGCCCCGUGGCAGGAGUUCACGGACCCUUUUCCCCACCUCCAGCACCCAGCGCGGGGAGCAGAAGGCGCUAGAUGGCACUGCACUUCACCGAACGGGCUUGCAGGCUCCCGGCUGGCAGCUACGCCAAGGCACGACCAUGGGGAGAGCUGGCACAAGGACCAUCGGCUGCUCCGUCUGUCUGUCUGUCCGCCAGGGGAAAGCAUGGGGAGCUGAGCCGCCAGGGCAGCCGUACCGGAGAAACGAGUGGGCUCUGUCCAGGCAGAUGGGACGGAUGGAAACUGCGUCACGUUUGUGUUGCACGAUGAGGACCACACGCUCGGCAACUCCCUCCGGUACAUGGUCAUGAAGAAGUAAGUGGAGCCUCUGUGGUGCCUGGCAUUGCUGAGGGAACCUCUGUCUCCUACGCUGGCCUUCUCCUUACUGCUCUGCAUCUCAGUUGCCGCUGGAAGAAGGCAAAUGAUCAGAAACUGCCUCUGUGCAUGCCUGUUAGAGUCUUUAUAUCAGACACGGUCCCAAAGACUCCUUACCUACUACCUCUCUUCACAGGAUCAACUUUUUCCUUGCGCUGUUAGUGCCAGGACUCCAAGAGCACUAAUAGGCCUUAAUGGGCCUGACCAGCCACAGCUAGGGCCUCCACCCACACCCUGCCCAUGGGCCCAGGAGCCCCAUUUAAGCUCAGCUCGGGGCUUUCAGUCCCUCCUGAGCGAUGUUGUAGGAGUAUGGGUCUCCAGCUCAGCCUGUGCUGGGCUGUGGACUCCGUUCACCCACAGACUGACUUUCUGACCUGACCUCAGCCCUUCCUCAUCGCUGUGCAUCUGCGUGGUGGUCACUGGGUCGUAUCUGACCCUCAUGACCCUCACCUGACGUAACACUGACCUGCAGAUUGACUUCCUGGCCUGACUUUGGACCUGCUUCAUCCCCACAAACCUGCCUGAUGAUCUGGACCCUUGGCUGACCCUGGCUACCACCUUUGCACCCACCCUACUCCCUCGCUUGGGUGCUGUGGGACAGGGCCACCUAGUGAGGCGUCUGUCUCUCUGUUUCCGGCUCCCAGCUCCCCAUCCCUUAGGGAACAGCCAGUCCUCACUGCUCCUUGAUGGUUACUGGUGGAGGAAAUUUAAUGUCUGACGUGAAAGUCUUGGCCCUGGAUAAAAUGAUGCGCAACUCUACCCCUGAUGUGGAGUUCUGUGGCUACUGCAUCACGCACCCCUCUGAAAGCAAGAUCAACUUCCGGAUCCAGACCAGAGGGGCCCUUCCUGCUGUUGAGCCGUUCCGGAAAGGACUGAAUGACCUGAUGGGUGUUUGCCAACACGUGCUCAACACAUUUGAGAGGAGCAUGAAGGAAUACAGGGCGCAGAGGGAGGAAGAGAUGCAGUAGUGUUUGGGGGUGGCAGUCCCCGUGGAUGUGUGUAACGUCUGUGUGCUGAAUUCCCUGUGUCAAGAGGGUUUGGUUGGUUGGUUUGGGGUUUUUUUUUAUGACCGCUUUGCUGCAAAUCUGUAUUUUCUCUAAUAAUAAAGUUUAUGAAGUUUGACGCCGCAGCGGUGACACUGCGUUCAGCUCAGCACGGGUAUGGAAAAUGACAACUAGAAUGCAGCUCUUUUCCAUCUUAUUUCUUUCCUUCUCCAAGCAUUGUUGCUGUUCCCUGCCCGGGAUUUUCGGAUCACAGAGUUUGCAGGUAGUCCGGUGCACAGAGUCAGGCUGCCCCGGAGUCCACGGGGAGCCAAGGGGUUCAGUGCUGUGUAAAAUCAAGCUUUUAGAGAGGCAGCACCCUCUCCUAAUUUCAAUCAUUGAAUCAUCACCAGCGCAGUUGACUUCAACAGAUGCGGGCCAGCCUUCCUUUUUGAACAGAUCACUAUAAAAUGAUGCUUUCCUCAUGGGGAGGGCGAGUAAAAAACCGCUUGCCUUUUUUAACCCCCUGAAGAACGCAGCCAAGGGCAAGCCCAGACCACUCCUGGUGAGCAGGUUUAAAGGGUACAGCACUGAAGCCCUGGGGCCCGCUGGCAGCCAGCCGAGCGAGGGCCUUUUGUUGAGUGUAACGCGGCAUGAAAUUGCAGGGGUUUUCCUGCGCCGCGCCGGGCGGAGGAUUGCGAACCUUUCUGGUUUGCUCCGCGCAGGGGGGACGCUGCUUGUCUCUUCAGUGGGGGUCUGCAGUUACCAAAGGAACCUGCUGGUGCUCAAUUAAGUAUUUAGCAGACUUUGCAGACCCCCUGCUGCUUAAUAAGAAACACCCAGAGAUUUUUUUCCUUUCAAACACCAACAUGUUUUAUUAACAUACAGAGGAGUAAGAGGGAGGAUGUAGAAUGUCAGGUUUUCUCUAUAAAAUCGCUCUGUUAAAUACGAAUUGACGGACUUGGUCCCCCUGACAGGCUGCCGGUGGGUUUGUGGUUGCAGGCGUUAGGCCAAGGAGCCGGCUGAGCGCUGCCUUUUGUAAAAAAGGCUCCUUUGCCUCUUGGUUUGCUGCAGCGGAUUCAUCCUGCCCGUGCCAACGUGGUCCCGCAUCUGUAGCGGGCAGCUGCUGUGGCUUUGCUUUUCAGUAAUCCUGGCUGGCCUGGUUUCUUCGUGCUGAAACCCGUGGGUGGUCAAAGCAUGCUUUCACGUAGGGCUUGGGACGCGUGGGGAAGAGGGGCUACGCCUGGGGGGUGCCAGCAAGUGUUUUAUCCUGCUGCCCAGGGGCAAGCUCAGGCCUGGGGGGACAUUCUGGUUGGGGAAUUCCCCAGCCCAAGCAAGAGAGAGACAUAAAAAAGCAGGAAAGUGGUUUCCCCCGGGGCAGGGGGGAGGGGGUGACGGGGUGAAUAAGCCAGGAGCUGACUUGUGCACCUGGGCUCAAUCCCAGCCCAGGUGUCCUGGAGAAUAUUUACCAGGUCUUGAAACCUAGCUGGUCGUCCUCCAGCAUCCAGGGCAUGCUGUGGGCCGGCUACCUGUUCCCUGAGCUGGCCUGCAAGGACCACUCUGCUCCUGGACGUCCCCUGCCCGAGGAGGCAAGGAGGGGCUGAGGAAGGACUUCUUUCCCUGACAAGUGAUCUGACGCCUCCGUGGGCCUCCCUGGUGCAUGGCCCAACAAGCAGACCCUUGUUCCAGGUGAUGAGAGGUUUGUAAUUAGUGGCAAGCGCCCGGUGAUGCCCGUGGCAGCGGAUGGGAAGGUCAGCACAUCCCAUCUCUCUCUUCCCACCCUCCCUUCCAGCCACGGGCACCGCGCAGCCGCCCUGGCACCUCCUGAGCAUGCUAGACUUCAGUGAAAGCUUAGCUAAAAAAAAAAACCCAACACCUGGAAAAUGUUUUGCUUUA